AUGACAUUCAGUAGACUCGUUGAGUAUUUCGUCAAGAGACGUGAAGAGAUUGAAAAAGAUGUCUCACAAGGCUGGAUAAUUUCAAAGAAGGCUGAGGCAGCUUUGCAAAAAAAUGAUGAAUUGGCCGGCACUUAUCGUGUGAGGAUUUUUGAUAGUCAGUUGUUAUUGUUUGAGGUUGAGGAUGCCUAUAAUCAAUCUACACACGAGGUCAGUGACACCAUGAGAGUGGACUUAAUCAAUCAUAAAUGUCAGUGUGGUAGGUUCACGGAAAUGAGGUAUCCCUGCAGCCACGUAUUAGCAGUUUGCAAGGCAGCUCGUUUGAACCAUUAUGAUUAUGUGGAUCCUGUUUUCAAAAUUCAAACCAUUACUAAAGUAUAUGCUGCACACUGGUAUCCUAUUGGCAAUGAAAUGUUGAUUCCAUCGGUUGUUGGGCCUACUGUAAUUCCGGAUGUAAGUGAGAGGACAUCCACUGUAUUGUUGUGUAAUGUAAUGGUUAUGGUAGACAUUACCCUUUGCUUCAUUUAA
Molecule: messenger RNA, 525 nt
Organism: Gastrolobium bilobum
Lineage: Eukaryota; Viridiplantae; Streptophyta; Magnoliopsida; Fabales; Fabaceae
Exons: 2
Coding region: 1-525 (174 amino acids)
Molecular function (GO): zinc ion binding
Source: RefSeq, a predicted model, not a curated record